AUGGGAUGUGUGUACUGCUGGAGGAAUAAGGAGCUGAAAGAGGAGCAAAGUAUCCAUUGAAAACACUAGACUCUCAGACGUUUUACAGAACAGGGAAGAAGUGCUCUCCUGUUGCCAGUAUGUCGGCUGUUCCUGCGGCAGUCCCGGCGCUUGUUAAUCCCCCGCCACCAGAGUUCACCAACCCCAACAAGCCUGGCAGGAAAACUAACCAACUACAGUACAUGCAGAAUGUUGUGGUGAAGACUCUAUGGAAACAUCAGUUUGCGUGGCCCUUUUACACGCCUGUGGAUGCCAUCAAAUUAUGUCUUGCUGUAAGUCGAGUUCACACUCAGUCGUUUUUUUCUCUGUUAUUGGUAGUUAGUAAUGGGUAGAAGCAGAUACUUAAAGGUAGUAGGGCUGGCCCCGCCAAAAAAUAAUCGUGGUCGACCAAAAGUUGUCUGUUCUUUCGACCAAUCGAUUGGUCGAAAUGUUUAAAGUGUAUUUUUCCAUAUAUAGACACACCCUAUGUGUUUCAAUAAAAUAAACUAUAUGCAUUGCGCUUGUCUGAUGCUUUAAGCUUACGGUUUGAUGAAAUAAUACAAAUGCCGCAAGAGGGCGCCAGAGAUCUAGAUAACCAGAAGAAAAAACUUAACCUGACCCUACUAUUCUCCUCCCGCUCCUGCUGGCUUUCGCAGAUUCUGCCAUUACUCUCCUGGUAAUAGGCUACACGAGGAGUCGGCAACCUUUCUCAUGUGGAAUGCCAAUUUAUCUUACCAUUUCUACCGAUCUGCGUGCGUGCCAGUUAUGGUUUUCAUGUGCACAUUUUCUUUAAACAGUUUCAUUUCAUUGAUAAGGUCUUCAUAUCUCAAAAUCAUUGUCAUGUGGUUAAUCAAAAUUCUAUCCAAAUGAAAAUUAUACAAACCUAAAAAGUAACUUCUGUUGCCAUUGCCAACUAUGUAAAAAUAGCCUACAUAAAGCCUCAAAUAAAAACAUUGCAGCCAGCAGGUAGAACAUAUCCUGAUUAAAAACAAAUAUCCUAUGAAUCACAUUGGCUACACAUGGCCUGUCUGCAACGAACUUGAAACAUUGUGUCAACUAUUAACUUUGGUCCGGCCGAAGCUUGCGCUAGUGAACUUGCAACAUUGUAUAAAAUAUUCUGGGCCCACAGUUUCCUGCGCCAGUAAGCUCGGGACAGACACAGCUGUAGGCUAUUUGCAUAAGGGAUAAGAAGCAGUGCUCGACUUGGGCAGUAGCUCACCGGAGCUGAGUACCGGCACCUCAAAUGUUCUACUGCUUGAGUUCCUGCUCCUCUUAUAGAAUAUUAGCUCAAAAGUAUUGUGGAGCUCCUGCACCUAAAUGUAAACAGUUCCAGCUCCCAAAAUGAGUACCGGAACCUAUUUCAUUCCAGGUCCAGCACUGAUGAGAAGUAAUCAGGUAGACCUAUUUUUGAUGUUCCACUGAAUCAGAGCAUGACAUUUUUCCCUUUCACGCUUAGUGGUUAUCGAAAGGGAGAGCGCUGGAAAGAUUUUUCAAAUACAUUGAGGAACUAUUGUGAUUCUCAAUGGAUGUAAAAACAUACUUAGUUUGCUUGCAGUUUGAGGUGAAGAAAAACAUUACUUUGAGAAGCUCCACAGGUCAUUAGUGGUGGUGCGUUAAGCCAAUCAGAAAUACUAUCAUCCCCAAAUGGGCACAUUUAUAUGCCUACAUUUGUGAGCAGGCCAGGUAGCCUAUAGGCCUACUUCUAUGCGUGCGUGUCCUUACUCAACAUUGACAGGAUCGCUCCAAACAAAAGACAAUGACUAAAUUGACAACAUUUGUAAAUGGAAUGAAAUAAACCAAAACUUGUUUCUCACAAGUGUAGCAUAGGCUGUGCUCUCUGCAAACAAUAUGUCCACUUUGACAAUGAGAAUUGGAAGACUGGAAUAAUAAUAUUGAAUGCAAUAUAAUUAAUUACAGUAACCAAAGUAACAAACAUUGUAGAUUAGAAAUUACAGGAAUUAACGGUAAAUGUACUCCUGGUGAUAUAUGUAAUGGGGAAUUGAUAUACACUAACAAUCAAACGCACACAAUGAAGUUAUGAAACAAUGAAUGUGCACAAAUUGGCAGGAGAAAGCGCAUUCUGGAAAGAGAAGUGCAUUGUGCAUCUGGGCGCUUGGUCAAUCUGACUUCUGCAUUGGCCAUACAGCAUUUACGGUGACAUGGCCUCAGCAGAAGUCAGGGCAUUCAUACUUCUUGCGCUUCCGGAGCAGUGCAGAGCUGUUGUCAAGGAAGUGAGUUUGUGUUUAUACAGGAUGUACCGCCCCCAUCUACCGUCAACCAAUCAUGUUUAUACAGAGCCCUCCGCGUUUUUACAACAUUUUGGAGGCGCAUGGCGAUACGGUACGGAGCUCGAUUUGGCCUCUGCAUGCCUCUGGAGGCUCCGCAAUUGCGUCACACCCUCCAUAUGGAGCACAUUUUCGAAUCAAGCAUAGAUUGGCUUUUAGUCUUCCAAUGGAUUAGUUCACUGAGAUGGGCGCAAAGACAUAUGUAUUUAUUUAUUUGUUACUGCUCGACUAAAACAAUCUUGGUCGACCAACAGACUAAAAGCUAGAAUCCUUAAUUGAAACAAUAACAAAGCAGUCACAGCAGUCAGCUGAGGGAUGGCCCUGGAGAAAUGUAACCACUCUCAAUUUCAUAACCAGCGCUAUGGAUGCAAGGACUGAUCAUCGAUGAUAUCAAAAUUAUAGUUUUAAAGGCCCAGUCCUGUCAAAAAUGUGUGUUUUUAUAUAUAUUUCCACACUGAGGUUGGAAAUAAUACUGUGAAAAUUAUGAUAAUUCCCUUUUACUCUUAAGAGCUGUUUGAAAAGACCUCUGAAAUUUCGGCCUGCCUGGUGCCAUACCAAUAAGAAAGAAAGUUCCAAACCUCUCCGCCAAUAACGGCUCAUUUUCAGUUUUCUCCUCCCCACUCAGACCACUCUUACAGUCCCAGCAAAUUUCUUGAGAAAUUCCUCUUUGCUAAGAAGCAAUUUUUGUUUAUUUUUUACAAUUUUAAUUGAAAACGAUCACAGUAAGGUACUUUGUUGUUACCCAGAAAUGAUUUGAUUUUUUUGAUAAAAACAGCUGCAUUGGACCUUUUUAACCAUGUUUUGAGGCUAUACAAUGUUUGUUUAGAUUUACGUUUACAAACAUUGGAGUAAAACAAGAUUAUAUUUUCGGUUCUGAUAGGGUGUGACAGUUUAACUAAGCUCAUGAGGCAUUUAUAAUUUAUAUUCUCCAAGAAUCAAUGGGUAUAUGUCAUUAAUUUAUAAGUCCAGAAAUGGAUGUAACAACUAAGGAUUCUAGCUUUAACUCUACGGGUGCGUUCGUAAAUUCGGAGCGUUGUCAGAUUGUCCGUUUGUAAAUUCAGAGCGUUUCGCUCUCGGAGUGUUCAGAGCGCACGCUGGAUGCUCUGGCCGAGGCGUAGGGUUGAUCGGAGCGUUCUAACCUCACAAUAGCAGUCAAGCACCCAAGCUAACUGGCUAAAGUUAGCUAGCUUGCUAGCUACUUCCAGACAUAAAUGAGAGAACACCUCACUCUGACUUUUUUUCUCGCCCUAGCAGAGCUGGUUAGGCUGUUUUCAUGUUAUCCAGAGUGCUGAUGAUUGUAACUGUGCUGCUGGCAACAAUUUAAUUAUGUUUUUUUGCAGAGGUUUGCUGACACCGGCCAUAUUCAACGGGUGUUGAGCGUUCGUAAAUUCAUCAGUUAUUCUGCGCUCUGACACACUCGGACGAGAGUGCUCUGAAAUCGAAGUAGAUUGUCAGAGCAAAUUUAGGCUCUGGGUAGAAGCAGGCUGUUAUAUUUGAAUGUAAAUACUCUGUGUGGAUGUGUGUACAUUUUGGUGUGGUUCCUAAGUAGUAGUUCUAUUACGAUGUGUAAAAGGAUGAACCCCUCAUUGUUCAACAUUCAUCUUAAAACAUGUUGUUUAUUUCCCGGCCAUGAUUUUAUUGCUCCUUCAUAGUGAAUGGUUCUUUCCAAUUGAUGCUGUCAUAUAGGACUAUCAUAAAGUUAUCAAGAGCCCAAUGGACAUGGGAACAAUAAAGAAGAGGCUAGAGAAUAACUACUACUGGAGCGCCAGCGAAUGCAUGCAGGACUUCAACACGAUGUUUACCAACUGUUAUAUCUACAACAAGGUAAAUUCUCCUUUACCAUUAAUUCCAAAUCUAGAUAGAAAAAAAGUUGUUCAAAGAGUAUACUUCCUUUUUGCCGUUUUUUUCACAGGAUCACAUACACAGACAUUUACACACACAGAUGGUUUUCCAGUGACAUUCAUUUAAACUUUUGAACUUUAUUUUGACUCAUCAAGAUGAGGAUUGUGAUUUGAAUGUAUUUAUACUUGCUCUACUCUGUCUAGACGCGCCCCAUCACCUUUCUAGGUAUUGUUGAUAGCUGUGAUGAUUUUGAUCAGGCGAUUUAUCUGACCUUCACCUUCAUCUUCACCCAUAACUCAUUCCCUCUUGUGUUCCCACAGCCUACAGAUGACAUUGUGCUGAUGGCCCAAGCUCUGGAGAAAAUAUUCUUACAGAAAGUGGCCCAAAUGCCUCAGGAGGAGGUGGAGCUGCUACCACCGGCCCCCAAAGUCAAAGCUGCCCACAAACCAGGAGGGCAUGUUAGUGCAGGUAACUCCAGCCUUUCACAGUUGGGAGGGACUCAUGUGCUGAGGAAAAGUUGUGUCUGUCUUUUACAAAUGUUUGCUUCCCGCAUCUUUCUUACAGGGGGCCAAGCACAGGCUGAGUCAACAGAUUCACCCCCAUCCACUUAUCCCAGCUCCCCUCCACCUGUUUGUCAGACUCCUGUCAUAGCAGCUACGCCAGUGCCAACCAUCAUCUCUGUUACCCCUGUCCAAGCUGUGUCUCCCGCUGCCUCCAUGAUGGCUGUGGUUCCCACGGCACAGCCAGUCAUCAAAGUAAGUCCAGAAAGUCUUGCAGGUAUUGGAAACAACGUUGGGUGUGGAUAUGGUGGGAGCAUUUGGGUCUGAGCAAGUGUGAUGUCAUUAGUGUUUGUGAAAAUGUGUGUAUGUUAAUUUGUUUGUUGUUUUUGUCUAUGUAUUUUUAUUUUUUAUAAAAUAGAUUUUAAAAAAUGUAAUGUAGAAAUGUUAAGAAGUAAGUCCAGAAAGACGGGCCGCUCUAGGGGGUCUUUUUUUAAAGUUCUACAGUCUAACGGGAUUUCGUGUGGGGGGGGCGUAUUUUACAAUUUUACUCCUCAAAAUGUUUUCUUAGGAUGUAAUCUAUUAGAAAUCAGAGAAAAUAUGGAGUAUUCCAUGUCUUGAUUAAGAGAAGCAGGCCACUGAUGUAAUUGUGUUUGACCACCGUCAUUUCCACAGAAAAAGGGGGUGAAAAGGAAAGCAGACACAACAACUCCCACCACCUCAGCAAUCUCUGCCAGCAGAAGUGACUCCCCUACCCAGCUCCUGGAAUCCAAACAGGGGAAAGUCUCAUCCAGGCGGGAGAGCACGGUGCGGCCCGUCAAGCCCCCAAAAAAGGGCACAGAGGACGGAGAGGUGCCCCUGCUCAGUGGCAAGAAAGGCAAGCUCGGCGAGCAGCUCAAGCACUGCGAUGAUAUCCUGAAGGAGAUGCUCUCCAAGAAGCACGCAGCCUACGCUUGGCCUUUCUACAAGCCUGUAGAUGCAGAGGCGCUAGAACUGCAUGACUACCAUGAGAUCAUCAAGCACCCCAUGGACCUCAGCACUGUCAAAGUAGGUCCCCUAUUCACUCCCUCGACUCACUCCUAACUCUUCUAAAUUACCCUCCAAAGCCUGGCUGUUUACUUGGUGGAGGAAAAUAAUGUGGCCACUGUUUUUAUUUGGUGGUUAAAACUGUCCCUCAACAACAGUCGACACCGUAACAGCUAAGGGGAGGACGAUUACAUCGGUUUUACUAGUAGAUUUGUUUUUGAGUUUUGAAGAGAUGGCUUUCUCAGUAAUAAGGCUCGGACUGUUUGUGCUGUAUCCACAGAAAAAAAUUGACAGUCAAGAUUACCAAGAUGCCCAAAGCUUUGCGACAGACGUCCGGUUAAUGUUUUCAAAUUGCUACAAGUACAACCCCCCCGACCACGAGGUUGUAGCCAUGGCCAGGAAGCUCCAGGUAGGAUAAAGUUAAUCAGAUAUCCAAAUCGCCUCAUUGAAGCGCUGUCGGUUGAACUACCCCUUGUCUUCUUGUUUCUCAGGACGUGUUUGAGAUGCGAUUUGCCAAGAUGCCGGACGAGCCCAUCGAAGCCACCCAGCCCUCCACCACGCCGGUGGUAAGCAAGAGUACAGAGAGCAGUGAGAGCAGCGGCAACACCUCCAGCUCGGAGAGCUCGGACUCAGAGGAGGAGCGGGCCACGCGGCUCGCCGAACUGCAGGAACAGGUGGGUUCGGAACAGGUGGGUUCUCACAACCAAGGACCAAGAUCCAAAACCCAUGGAUGGAUGAACAGGGAGCUGCCUCCUUCAUCCCCCACUUCAGAUUUAGACCGCUAACACUUAGAAAUCAAAGCCACUCCACGAUGUUCAGAGAUCCACAGUAAAAGUGACAUAGUUAACCCUCUACCGCCACAAACUGUUAGAAUAUCUUGGUAUCAUGGCUUGCAUGCUGUAACUGUAGAGCUCACAUUUAGAGCAAUGUUUUACAUUUCAUUCAUACCAAUGGUGACAGUAUUUAGCUCUAAUGAAUAGUUUGUUGUGCUGCUAGGAUGUUAACAUGAUCUUUGGAGUGUUCUAUCUUUGUCCACUGAUUUCCCCUUUGGCUUUCUUACCAGCAAAUCACUGUGGAGCACCCCAAUGGUAACAGGGCGGGGAAAAAAAACGGGUGUGCCAAACGUUUUCAGGUGAUUUAUCUCUUACUUCCCCGUCCCCACAAAACUAUUUAUAUUUUUGUAUUGCACCUUGUUCAAAGAGCGGUAGAGGGUUACAGGUGGGGAUCAGAACUCUGAAACGGAUUGUAAGUGUGCUUGGUAGAUGGUAGGGAUGGGGGUUUAAAAUGAAAUGUUGGAUAUCCGGAUAUUCAAAAUACAUGUGGUUUUUGAAAUGUUUUUAACCUGAGCACUGCUGCGCGAGGGAGAGGCGCUGGCGCUCUAUUGCUGCAGCUGCGGAGGGGCCGUUGUGUGUGAGAUGGGAGCAAGCCAAGCAGACGGAGGGGGAGAGAGAGACGAAGUAACGUUAGCCAAGGCAACUCGGCCAUAGCCAAGACUAGCUAACUUGUAGCAGCCCCAAUGUUAUUUAUCAUCCCAUAUAACACAGAGGAGGCUGGUGGGAGGAGAUAUAGGAGGAUGGGCUCAUUGUAAUGGCUGGAAUGGAAUAAAUGGAAUGGUACCAAACACAUCAAACACACGGAAAUGUAUUUGACUCCAUUCCAGCCAUUACAAUGAGCCUGUCCUUCUAUAGUGCCUCCUAUGAUAUAACAGUGCCUUUCUUGACUGGAGUAGCCCAGAGAAGCUAGCUAGCUAGGCUAAUUGAUUCUAAAGUGCAUUCGGAAAGUAUUCAGACCCCUUGACUUUUUCCACAUUUUGUUACGUUACAGCCUUAUUCUAAAAUUGAUUAAAUUGUUGUUUUUCAUCAAUCUCCACACAAUACCCCAUAAUGGCAAAGCAAAAACUGGUUUUUAGAAAUGUUUAGAAAAAAAAAACUGAAAUUAAAUUUACAUAAGUAUUCAGACCCUUUACUCAGUAUGUUGAAGCACCUUUGGCAGCGAUUACUGCCUCGAGUCUUCUUGGGUAUGACGCUACAAACUCGGGCCUCCCGAGUGGCGCAGUGGUCUAAGGCACUGCAUCGCAGUGCUAGCUGUGCCACUAGAGAUCCUGGUUCGAAUCCAGGCUCUGCUGUAGCCGGCCGCAACCGGGAGACCAAUGGGGCGGCGCACAAUUGGCCCAGCGUCGUCCAGGGUAGGGGAGGGAAUGGCAGGCAGGGAGGUAGCUCAGUUGAUAGAGCAUGGCGUUUGCAACGCCAGGGUUGUGGGUUCGUUUCCCACGGGAGGCCAGUAUGAAAAUAAUAAUGUGUGCACUAACUGUAAGUCGCUCUGGAUAAGAGCGUCAGCUAAAUGACGUAAAUGUAAAUGUAAAAGCUUGGCACACCUGUAUUUGGGGAGUUUCUCCCGUUCUUCUCCGCAGAUCCUCUCAAGCUCUGUCAGGUUGGAUGGGGAGCGUCGCUGCACAGCUAUUUUCAGGUCUCUCCAGAGAUGUUCGAUCGGGUUCAAGUCCGGGCUCUGGCUGGGCCACUCAAGGACAUUCAGAGACUUGUCCCGAAGCCACUCAUGCGUUGUCUUGGCUGUGUGCUUAGGGUUGUUGCCCUGUUGGAAGGUGAACCUUCGCCCCAGUCUGAUGUCCUGAGCGUUCUGGAGCAGGUUUUCAUCAAGGAUCUCGCUGUACUUUGCUCCGUUCAACUUUCCCUCGAUCCUGACUAGUCUCCAAGUCCCUGCCGCUGAAAAACAUCCCCACAACAUGAUGCUGCCACCACCAUGCUUCACCGUAGGGAUGGUGCCAGAUUUCCUCUAGACGUGACGCUUGGCAUUCAGGCCAAAAAUAUAAAUCUUGGUUUCAUCAGACCAGAGAAUCUUGUUUCUCAUGGUCUGAGAGUCCUUUAGGUGCCUUUUGGCAAACUCCAAGCGGGCUGUCAUGUGCCUUCUACUGAGGAGUGGCUUCUGUCUGGCCACUCUACCAUAAGGGCCUGAUUGGUGUAGUACUGCAGAGAUGGUUGUCCUUCUGGAAGGUUCUCCCAUCUCCACAGAGGAACUCUGGAGCUCUGUCAGAGUGACCAUCGGGUUCUUGGUCACUUCCCUGACCAAGGCCCUUCUCCCACGAUUGCUCAGUUUGCCAGCUCUAGGAAGAGUCUUGGUGGUUCCAAACCUCUUCUAUUUAAGAAUGAGGGAGGCCACUUCCUGGGGACCUUCAAUGCUGCAGACUUUUUUUGGUAUCCUUCCCCAGAUCUGCGCCUCGACACAAUCCUGUCUCGGAGCUCUACAGACAAUUCCUUCGACCUCAUGGCUUGGUUUUUGCUCUGACAUGCAUUGUCAACUGUGGGACCUAAUAUAGACAGGUGUGUGCCUUUCCAAAUCAUGUCCAAUCAAUUGAAUUUACCACAGGUGGACUCCAAUCAAGUUGUAGAAACAUUUCAAGGAUGAUCAAUGGAAACAGGAUGCACAUGAGCUCAAUUUCGAGUAUCAUAGCAAAGGGUCUGAAUACUUACGUAAAUAAGGUAUUUCAGUUUUUUAUUUUUUAGAAAUGUGCAGAAAUUUCUAACAAAUAAAAAACAGAUACCUUAUUUAAAAACCUGUUUUUGCGUUGUCACUAUGGGGUAUUGUGUGUAGAUUGAUGAGGAAUUUGUUUUAUGUAAUCAAUUUUAGAAUAAGGAUGUAACUUAACAAAAUGUGGAAAAGAGGAAGGGGUCUGAAUCCAUUCUGAAUACAUUGUACAUGCUGCGCUUUCUCCCUAACCCCAUUAAGAUAAAACAACUGUUGGUUUCUUGUUGAAGCCUACUUCUCAUUUCGCUAACUUUUAAUUACGUUUAGCCUUUUUGCCACUUUGAUUGGCCAGCAUAAACAAUAAGCUACACACUUGAAUGCUACCGGUCUUUUUAUGGGGCUCAUGUCAUAAAAACUACAUAAAAAAGUUUGUUGUAUUAAAUUAAUCAUUUGAAAUGUAAUGGUAGAUCUUUGUAGUAUGUAACAAUGUCACAUUGAUAUUUCAAUACAAUUUAGAAAAAGCCUUUUCCGUGUUAAAGUAUUCGAAAACUAAUGUCCGUUCGGAUAUUCGAAUAACUGUGCACAUCCCUAGUAGAUGGUCUUUCCCUUAGUAGUCAGCUUGCUCUUUGUCAUGUAGGCCUAGAUAGUCCUUUCUACGUUUUUUUGUAAGAUGUUGAUAGUUACUUUUUCCCUCCAUUGUUGCAUUAUUUUAGUGUUUUAAAAAUAGGACAUUUUAGUUUUCAUGGUAAGCAUUUCGUUGGAUGGUGUACACCACUAAUAAAACUUGGUGACAGUGUUGGCUGGUGGCGAAUGGUGAUAGUGUUAGCAGUGGGAGUUUUUAUGAUUCUGGCAAUGAUUUCAAAUGCUUUUGCUGUAUUGUAGCUUCACUUAAAAUAUUUCCUCCUUUUUUCAAGUGGAAUAACUCAAAGACCAAUGUUUUAGUGCUGAAGACAAGGAAGUGUCAGUGUGAGGGUAUUCACAAGUCAAAGUUAUAUAUAUAUAUUAUUUUCUUUGUUCUAUAUUACGUACCUGUUUCUUCAAAAAGCAAUCAGUCAAUGCGUCACUUGGGGAGUCAGCAUGUGCUUCUUGUUUUCAAGUGUUAGGUAGAUAGCUACAGUACAGGCUGGUGGCCCGGUGUGCUUUUCUGAAAGCUUUUUUCCCAGGCCAAUGUGAAAUUAUUUAACAAGACCUCAUUUGCAUGCCAGUAUAGUACUGUUUUUCUGAGAUAAAUCAAUGUACAUUAUACACAUCACACACACACUUGAUUGUUUCCUUUAUGAAUAUUUUGAGCUUUCAUUUGAGAAGAUAUGCAGAAACAUGAGUGCUGUAUAGUCCAUUUAUUAAUGCACAUAAUAAACAUGAAUAAGAUAACUUGAGGAUGAUUUAAGAUGCAGCAAAAGCCAAGUAAAUCAAACAAACGCAUGAAUUUGCUUGAAAAUGAGACCCCUUCAAAGUCAAUGGAAAAGAAAACAUCCCUCCCAGGGCUAAUAUAUAACUAAUAUCACUGUCAUAAUUGUGACAUGAAAUGGUCCAAGACAAAAUGAUGCAGAUUCUCUGCAACAGGUUACACAUUAAGCUAACCAUCAAUACCUGUAUUUUGCCAUCACUCCCAGUAUCUUGCCUCAGUCCCUGCAUCAGCUUCACCCUACAUACACCAACAUCUGGGCUCAUAGGUGACUCUUGACUCUGCUUUUCUCCUCAGCUGAAGGCCGUUCACGAACAGCUGGCUGUUCUGUCACAGGCCCCAGUAAGUAAACCAAAGAAAAAGGAGAAAAGGGAAAAAGAGAAGAAGAAAGACAAAGAGAAGGACAAGGGGAAGGCUGAUAAGGGGAAGGCUGAUGACGAGAAGAAACCCAAGUCUGCACCGCAAGCCAAGCCAGCAAAUCAGAAGAAGGCUCCAGCCCGGAAACCAAACAGCACGGUGGUGGCUACCAGGUACUACUGCCCAGUGUUUUCUUAUGUGUUUCGUAAUUCAUCACACUCUCCUGGGUAUCACAAGUAAUUUGCUCAAUACUGCCGGUAACUUUUGCUUUUGGAUAAAAAUGUUACUAUGUCUCAUGUUGCAACAGUGUUACGCAGUGCUGUGUUACACUUUGACUCGUAUCCCCAUGUAGCCUGAUACAGACAUGUCAGUCUGUCACAAAUCAUCUGUUCUUUGAUCUUCUCUCAGUGCUAAGCUGAACAUCCUGAGAGAGGCAAAAGCUGUAGGCCUAACAAAGAUCUGACCAAAACAAUUUCAGGCAACCGAAGAAAGGGUCCAAGGUGAUGGUGGCGAACAACGAGUCUGAAGAGGAGCCGUCCCUUCCCAUGUCGUACGACGAGAAGCGCCAGCUCAGCCUUGACAUCAACCGUCUUCCGGGUGAGAAGUUGGGCAGGGUGGUCCACAUCAUCCAGUCCCGGGAGCCGUCGCUGCGUGACUCCAAUCCGGACGAGAUAGAGAUAGACUUUGAGACACUCAAGCCGUCUACCCUCCGUGAGCUCGAACGAUACGUCAAGUCCUGUUUGCAGAAAAAGCAGCGGAAACUUUUACGUAAGUUGUGAGCUAUUACUUUUUCUUGGUGUUUUCACAGAUGCCCUUCUCCAGUCACUAAUGGUUACGGCUUCUUCAGGGAUAAACCUCUCCUUUCUUUGUCUGUUGCCUAAAUGCUUUAAAGCUCCCUUGCAUUUGUUCCUCCAACCCCCCCCCCCCCCCCUUUUGAACAGAGGUUACUCACCCUCCCACCCUUUGCACAUCUGGCGUUGGUGGUUCAUUGAAAAUUGGCCUUCAGUUCAGAUAAAAUUGUCGCUCGUAUGCAGUGCAGUUUGUGACAAUUCACGUACAGUGCUUCUGUUGAAUGCGAUGACAGAAAUAUAGCCUAAUUCAAGAGAGCAAAACUGACUUGAACUGGAACUAUUGUUUUGGUCCAAUUUCAUUUUAAGUGGACUCGUUAGCACCACCAAAACACAGAAGAAAUACUAGAUGUUAGAGGGGACAAAGACGUGCAGCUCUUGACACAUCAGCAAGGCACCGAAUGUGGGAACUUAUUCCAUGGCGCUGUGUGUCUCUCGCAGCGGACAUUAAGGAAAAGAGUGCCAAGUCUAAGGAAGAACUGGUUCAGGAAAAGAAGAAAGAGUUAGAAAAGAGACUACGGGACGUGAGUGGACAACUGAACCACAACAAGAAACCGCCUGAAAAAGGUACCUGUGUUUCAGAGCUCACACUGUGCAACAGGCUGCCAAAUGAGCUUAGAAUAGUUUAG
Messenger RNA from Coregonus sp. 'balchen', 12387 nucleotides. The record is from the annotation of a GenBank genome assembly. NCBI's taxonomy places the organism in Eukaryota, Metazoa, Chordata, Actinopteri, Salmoniformes, Salmonidae.